AAUGUACCGAACUCUUAUUGGGGAACGCUGCCGUCGCUCGGGCGGUGGCGGGCUCCGGGAUUGGCGGGUACUAGGCGGGCGGUGUCAGGCUCUCGGUGGCGGCGGAGGCGGCGGAGGCCAGGGAGGAAGAUGUCGUAAUGAGCGAUCCACAGACCAGCAUGGCUGCCACCGCCGCUGUCAGCCCCAGUGACUACCUGCAGCCCGCUGCCUCCACCUCCCAGGACUCCCAGCCAUCUCCCUUAGCCCUCCUUGCUGCAACAUGUAGCAAAAUUGGCCCCCCAGCUGUUGAAGCUGCUGUGACACCUCCUACUCCCCCACAGCCCACACCACGGAAACUGGUCCCCAUCAAGCCGGCCCCUCUUCCUCUUAGUCCCGGCAAGAAUAGCUUUGGAAUCUUGUCCUCCAAAGGAAACAUACUUCAGAUUCAGGGGUCACAGUUGAGCACGUCCUACCCUGGGGGGCAGCUGGUGUUCGCCAUCCAGAAUCCCACCAUGAUCAACAAAGGGACCCGAUCAAAUGCCAACAUCCAGUACCAAGCGGUUCCUCAAAUUCAGGCGAGUGGUUCCCAGACCAUCCAGGUACAGCCCAAUCUUACCAAUCAGAUCCAGAUCAUCCCCGGCACCAACCAAGCCAUCAUCACGCCCUCACCGUCCAGUCACAAGCCUGUCCCCAUCAAGCCAGCCCCUGUGCAGAAGUCGAGCACCGCCACCACCCCCGUGCAGAGCGGGGCCAACGUGGUGAAGUUGACAGGUGGGGGUGGCAACGUGACACUCACUCUGCCUGUCAACAACCUCAUGAACACCAGCGACACCGGGGCCCCCACUCAGCUCCUCACGGAGAGCCCCCCUGCCCCACUGUCUAAGACUAACAAGAAAGCCAGGAAGAAGAGUCUUCCUGCCUCCCAGCCGCCGGUGGCCGUGGCCGAGCAGGUGGAGACGGUGCUGAUCGAGACCACCGCAGACAACAUCAUCCAGGCGGGGAACAACCUGCUCAUCGUUCAGAGCCCCGGCGGGGGCCAGCCGGCUGUGGUCCAGCAGGUCCAGGUGGUGCCCCCCAAGGCCGAGCAGCAGCAGGUGGUACAGAUCCCUCAGCAGGCCCUGCGGGUGGUGCAGGCCGCAUCUGCCACCCUCCCCACGGUUCCCCAGAAGCCCUCCCAGAACUUUCAGAUCCAGGCGGCUGAGCCGACGCCUACUCAGGUCUACAUCCGUACGCCUUCCGGUGAGGUGCAGACAGUCCUGGUUCAGGACGGUUCCCCAGGAACAGCCGUGACCACCUCCACCACCACUUGUAGCAGCCCCGCGUCCCGGGCUCCCCAUCUGAGUGGGACCGGCAAAAAGCACUCUGCUGCGAUUCUCCGGAAAGAGCGCCCCCUGCCAAAGAUCGCCCCCGCCGGGAGCAUCAUCAGCCUGAAUGCAGCGCAGCUGGCCGCAGCGGCCCAGGCCAUGCAGACCAUCAACAUCAACGGCGUCCAGGUCCAGGGUGUGCCGGUCACCAUCACCAACACAGGAGGCCAGCAGCAGCUGACGGUACAAAAUGUUUCUGGGAACAACCUGACCAUCAGUGGGCUGAGCCCCACCCAGAUCCAGCUGCAGAUGGAGCAGGCUCUGGCCGGAGAGACGCAGCCUGGGGAGAAGCGGCGCCGCAUGGCCUGCACCUGUCCCAACUGCAAGGAUGGGGACAAGAGGUCUGGAGAGCAGGGCAAGAAGAAGCACGUGUGCCACAUCCCUGACUGCGGCAAGACUUUCCGGAAGACGUCCCUGCUGCGGGCCCAUGUGCGCCUGCACACCGGCGAGCGGCCCUUUGUCUGCAACUGGUUCUUCUGUGGGAAGAGAUUCACGCGGAGCGACGAACUCCAGAGGCACGCACGCACCCACACAGGGGACAAGCGCUUCGAGUGUGCCCAGUGUCAGAAGCGCUUCAUGAGGAGUGACCACCUCACCAAGCAUUACAAGACUCACUUGGUCACGAAGAACUUGUAAGGCCAACUGAGGCGGGAGGCCAGAAGAUAUGCCCUCGUGUCUGUGUCCUGCCCGGCCCGGGCUGAAAGGAGGCCUGCGUCCUCCGCGGGCCUGACCUCGGCCCCUCCUUCCUCGUCUGCAGCUGUCCCUACGGGACGGGGCUCUGCUGCCCGUCACCUGCCCCCUUCUGGCUCCACCCUGACCCUUCCCUCUCACCAUGCGCUCCCGGCCUGCCCAGACCAUGGACACUGGCCGUGCCCAGUGAGACGUUCUAAAUCAGGACGAGUGGGAACCCUUAUUUCCAAAGGAAAAACAUGAAUUUCACUCCGUCGAGGAGCAAAGUGAGCCCCCUCCCUCCCCAGCACUGCCGGAGUCGCACCCGUGCCAUGCCCCUCCCCUCUUCCUGCACCUUCCCGGCCCUCCAGCCACCACGGGUCCCCGGCCCUGCCCCAGGGCACCAUGGCAUCCACCUCAGAGAGGCUCAAGAGGCUGCCGCCGCUCCACACGCCAGGCCUGCCACAGCUCCCCUCCAGCACAUUCCAACUUUCUAUUUAAAAGUCAAGCUCCCCACAGACUCCCUGACUCUCCUCUUUUUCUAUGGAGAACGUUGCCUUAUACUCUACUUCAGAUGAUGAACACUGUGUAUUGUGUGUGCUUUAAAGUUUUAUUUAAUUGCUCCCUUCUUCCUGUCCUUGUUACUCACCUCCCCCAUGCCUGCUUUCCGUUUAGGGUUUUGGGGGGCAAUGAUGAGCAUAUGAAUUUUUUUCUCUAGCAAUUCUCUUUUCUAAAUGACACGGCAUUUCAACUCAAAUCUGGAUUCAGAUUAACACCUUCAUGUCCUGAACCUCUCCCCCUCAUCUCACCCCCCACCAGCCCCAACUCGACUUGUGUACAGUGUAUAUUGUAUAAUAGACAAUUGUGUCUACUACAUGUUUAAAAAAACAUAUUGCUUGUUAUUUUUGAGGCUUUUAAAUUAAACAAAAAUCCAACUUUAUUUUUAGUUGUAACUGCUUGAGGUAUGUUUUAUGAAUGAAGUGACAGAUUUGUUAUCCUUUAUUAACAAUGUACUUUGUUGGUCAGCACUGGGCUGACAAAAAUUUUUUCUUGCUAAUAAAUUUAGUUGCCUGAGGCAAAAUCU
This is a messenger RNA of Condylura cristata (star-nosed mole), 3096 nucleotides long. It is a transcript of the gene SP2, whose product is annotated as Sp2 transcription factor. The record is from RefSeq and is a predicted model, not a curated record. Gene Ontology annotation, biological process: regulation of transcription by RNA polymerase II. Gene Ontology annotation, molecular function: RNA polymerase II cis-regulatory region sequence-specific DNA binding; DNA-binding transcription factor activity, RNA polymerase II-specific. NCBI's taxonomy places the organism in Eukaryota, Metazoa, Chordata, Mammalia, Eulipotyphla, Talpidae. The coding region runs from base 138 to 1979 and encodes 613 amino acids. The transcript is spliced from 7 exons.